AUGAUUACCCAGUCCUCUCCAACUGAGCUCUCAUACGUCGGCACCACUGUGGUCCUCUUCGCAGUUUUGCUUUGGUGGAUAAUAUCGACGUUGAGCUCUCCAUUGCGACCUUAUCCCGGCUCUCUUUUCGCUAAGUGGACGAACCUUUGGCGUUUAUAUCAAGUCCGGACUCAGAAAUACCAAUGGACCAUUCAAGACCUUCACAAGAAAUACGGUCCCAUUAUUAGAAUCGGUCCGAACUUACUAGAUCUGGACUAUCCCGAACUGAUCAAGAUUAUAUAUGGCACAGACCAUAGAUGGCUCAAGUUCUAUCUCAAUAACAGUAGUAUAGUGGAUGGCAAGAUCAAGCAUAAUCUGUUCAGUACAACGAGCCCAGCAGAACACGCACAGAUGAAGAAGCCAAUGGCUAAGUAUUAUUCAUCAAGCAAUGUUCUGACCAUGGAGGUAAAGAUGAACCAAGUAAUCGAGGAGCUCUGCAAACAAAUCGACAACCGCCAGCCCUUCGGGUACAUGAAAAAGGGUCACGACUUUGACGGGACCAUCAUAGCAUCUGCACUAUCAGUAGACUACUUCGCUCAAAUCGGCCAAAUGCCCUUCCUGGACUGGCUUCUCAACAAGAAUCCCAUGGUGCGCAUUGGUCCUCCGGAUAUAAGCCAUGUUACUCACUUCUCGAUCGCCCAACUUCAGCGCCGGCUUGAGCAACAGGAGAAGCACAAGUCAUCAGACGAGCCAGACUUUCUAGACCACUUCAUUGGUGGAAUGAAGAGCAAUCCAGAUUCUGUUAAUGCAAAGCUCGUGCUGAACUUCCUAUUGGCUAACGUCCUUGCUGGAGCAGACACCACUGCGAUUGCACUUCGUGCUAUCUUUGACUUUUUGUUGCAAAACCAACAUGCCAUGACCAAGCUCAAGAGCGAAAUCCUCACGCUGAGCUUCAAUGAUGCUGAGGCUGUGCCAUACAGUAGAGCUCGAUCGCUGCCUUAUCUUGACGCUGUCAUCCGGGAAUCGCUGAGAAUGCACCCCUCUGUCGCUAUGCCUCUUGAACGCUACGUUCCAAAUACUGGACUGACGUUACCAGACGGUAGCUUCAUACCUCCUGGAGUUGCCGUAGGCUUGAACCCAUACAUCAUCGGUCGCAAUGAAGUGGUCUGGGGUGAAGACACUCAUCGAUUUCGUCCUGAUCGAUGGCUCAAGACAGAAGACGAAAGUGAAGGGGAAUACCAGCGGCGUUUGAGGAAGAUGAAUGGAGCCGAUCUAACUUUUGGCGGAGGCUGUAGCUACAUUGGUGUCACGGUAUGA
Messenger RNA from Fusarium oxysporum Fo47, 1296 nucleotides. Its product is annotated as cytochrome P450. The transcript has 5 exons. The record is from RefSeq and is a predicted model, not a curated record. NCBI's taxonomy places the organism in Eukaryota, Fungi, Ascomycota, Sordariomycetes, Hypocreales, Nectriaceae. Gene Ontology annotation, molecular function: monooxygenase activity; iron ion binding; heme binding. Bases 1 to 1296 code for a protein of 431 amino acids.